UUGUGGGAGCAACCUUAUUUCUAGAGGAGCUGGGAGGGCCUUUGCGAGCGCGCGUAUACGAGUUCUUGGGAAGGUUCCGGAGCUUAUGCGCGUUCUCGUUGCUAGAUAGGCGCGUUCUCUUUCUGUCUGUCUCUCCCUUUUGCUUGUCACUCCCCCUCCUCCCGGCUUUGGUGAGCGAGACUUUCCAGCGAGCUCUCCCUGCAGCAGCAUUAGCAGCCGCAGCGCCAGAACUAUAAGAAUAGUUCUGUCUACAUUGAUGCAUGCCUAAGACAGAGGACGCUGGAGACAUUGGGACCUGCUCCCCCCAAAAUAAGGGGUCUACUACCCCCUGUGACUCUGGAUGACUGCAACCUAGCCUGGACCACUCAAAAGAAACCCAAGGCGGCUUAUGUAUGGUUCCCAGGCAAUCUCCCAUCCAGACAACCUUUGUGACAACAUGGCUGACCAGCAUCAGGACUUCAAUAUGACAGAUGACCAUUUGGUGAGCCAAGCUAGGUGGAACCAGACAGGCUCUCCCCUCCAGAUACCAGUUGAUGAUGGAUCUGAUGAACCAGAGUCUGAGGCUUCUGAUGCUAAGAGUACCCCAACUGUGGAAGAUGCCACUGCUCCAUUAGUGGAGGAAAGAGUGCAUGAGGAUGGGACUGCAACUCGGCAGCAUGCGGAGAUACCUGAAGGAACCACAGCUGAGGAAGCAGGCAUAAUCUCUACUCCUAACCGUGAGGACCGUGCUGCGGGGGAUGCUCAAGCUGAUGGCUCACUCUACUUCAGAAGUCCUUUGAAAGAAGUUGCCUUUGGGCAGAAAAAGGAUGAAGAUGGAGACAUUGAUGAGACAGCUCAGCAGGAAGGUCUGGAUUACAGAAGGCCAUUCUUGUCAGGAGCAGAAAGGUGGACCAUGGUUGCAGAACUGGACCCCUCUGAGCAUAUUUAUCAAGUUGAAGCUAAUGUCCCAAAUGAGAGCAAACCCUUGGAAAAUGUACUAGAAGUAGGCAAGCUUUCAGAGGAGAGUAUUUCCCUGGAAGGGGAGACAUUGGAUACUGUGCAGACCUCAGAAUUGCAAAAGGCUCUCAGGAAAAAAGCUGCCCGCUGUACAUCACAGAAACAAAGCAGUCGAUUGCCACUUUUGAAAGCUCGAAUUGACAAUAAAGAUAAAAAUGAGACUGGGACUGAAGAGCCAAAACCAAAGGGUCUGGAUAUGAAAAUGAAGAUAGCCACUCCUCGUUCUGUUGUGGCACAGAACCAGAAGAGCCCAGCAAAUGCUUCUCGGAUCCCUGCCAAAACUCCCACCAUCCCCAAGACGCCACCCAGCCUUGCUGCCAAAAAGGAGCAGAGAAGGCCCCCUAACACAGCAGCAAAAUCUGAGAGAGGUGAACCAGUAAAGUCUGGAGACAGGAGUGGCUACAGCAGCCCUGGCUCUCCAGGAACUCCUGGCAGUCGCUCCCGCACACCCUCCUUGCCGACUCCACCAAACAGGGAGCCCAAGAAGGUGGCAGUGGUUCGCACUCCGCCAAAAUCCCCUUCUUCUGCCAAGAACCGCUUGCAGACAGCUCCUGUCCCAAUGCCAGACCUGAAGAAUAUCAAGUCCAAGAUUGGCUCCACUGAAAACCUGAAGCAUCAACCAGGGGGUGGAAAGGUGCAGGUGGUUAAUAAGAAGCUGGACUUUAGCCAUGUCCAAUCAAGGUGUGGAUCAAAGGAUAAUGUCAAACAUAUCCCAGGAGGAGGCAGUAUACAAAUUGUUUACAAGCCAGUGGAUCUCAGCCGUGUAACGUCUAAAUGUGGUUCCUUGGGCAACAUUCAUCAUAAACCAGGUGGUGGGCAGGUGGAGGUGAAAUCUGAGAAACUGGACUUCAAAGAUAAGGUGCAAUCAAAAAUUGGGUCAUUAGACAAUAUCACCCAUAUCCCUGGAGGAGGAAAUAAAAAGAUUGAGAGCCACAAGCUGACCUUUCGUGAGAACGCCAAAGCCAAGACUGACCAUGGAGCUGAAAUUGUCUACAAAUCGCCCACCGUAUCUGGAGAUGCCUCCCCCCGGCGCCUUAGCAACGUCUCCUCCACUGGAAGCAUCAACAUGGUGGACUCCCCACAGCUGGCCACAUUGGCCGAUGAAGUGUCUGCUUCCCUGGCCAAGCAGGGCUUGUGAUUGUGUUAAAGCGGGUGGAGAGAAUAAGAAGAGAAAAAUCCACUCUGGCCUUUCUUCCUCUGUUUCUUUUUACAUCUGUAUUCCCCACCAUUCCUUUUUUUAUUAUUAUUAAUGGGCUAACUCUUUUAACCUGGUUCCCUGUCCCCUUUUCCCUGUAUUUCUCUCUGGUCUCAGGAUUUCAAAAUUACUAACAGUGUGGAAACAAAGAUUCCUGCCAUAUUUCCAAUCAUCUCAGUUUAGAGAAAGACAUCUUUUCAUCUUUUGGUCCUAAACAAAAGGAAAUGUAAUUGUCAGGUAAAGUUGUGCUGCUUAAGAUACUAAUAUUGAGAAAAAGGGUUGGUGUGUCUCUAGAUGUGCAUUGGGCAGCCAAGCUUGUUCCCAUGAACAGAGAAAAGAGCCUGCCGCAGUACGAUUGCUUAGCAGCUCUCUUAAAGAGCCCCUGCUGUUUUACAUUUUGUUAUAGGUGUGUGUGAGAGUGCAAGUCUGAAGCAGAUUUCUGCUGCAUGCCCAGAAUUUUCAGUGUGAAAUGUUAUCCCCUACCAUAGACCUUAGGAAAUGAGUCGUCAGUAUAUCAUCUCUGCAGAGGGAUGGGUUUCUAUCCUGGAAAGGGAAGCAAAAGCUCAAUUUGCAACAGGCAUAAACCUUUCUAUUUUAAGUUUUCUUAAAUGGGAUUUAGCUGGAGCCAUAUUAGUGCAUGCAAGGGCCAAUACUUUGUUCCUGUAACUCAAAGAUACUAAGCUAGAAUGCACUGAAAUCCUGUAAGCUGCCAGCUCCCUUCCACUGUGGUUCAAAUGAUGCAUGCUGAGGGUCAAGAUGACACUGGCCUUGUGUGAUUUUCCUUUGGGGUAAACAUUACUUUUGCAAAUACAGGGACAUUAAAAGCAGUUUUUCAUACUAAUGAUUAUUACUGCACUUUUCUCCCUCUAGUACAGAACUACCUAACUUGCCUACCUACUUUCUCAUUUUUUUCAGCUUAAUGAAUAUUACAAGUUCCACAAUUCUGGACCAAUCUCUUUGCUCUUGCUAUCACAUUUCUGUAGCAAUGUAGGAGAUUGGUUCUUCACAGGAGAGGGGAGCAAGGAGGUUCCUGAGUAGCAGAUUUGCUCCUUGUGUUCAGUCCAAUACGCAGGUUUUUUUGGUUUUCAUGAAAAAGUUGUGGAUGUAUGUAAAAAUAUGUGAGGUAGAAGUGUAGUUCUAGUUUUUUUGUUUAGUGAGACAGGUGUGCUUAUUUAAGUGCAAGUAUUGUAGGGAGAAGGGUUAUUUCCUGAAAGGACAAGCAUUACAGCCUUUCAUAAUAUUUGCAUGUAUCUGACCUUCUGUUCAUAGCAUACAUGUUUGUCACUGGAGAUGUGUGUCUGUGAAAGAAGCAUUGCAAAUUAGACACCGUAAGAGAUUUCACAUUACCUCAUGUACAGUGCUUUUUGAUGAAGAUUGUUCACACUUUCAGUUAUGAGUCAUCAAGCAUUGUUCAUGUAGUACAAACCAACCCCAAAACACGGGUGUGCAUGUUGCAAAGGAAACCCACAAAACAAUGUAGCCAGCAGGAACUUAUAAUUCCAUUUUUUGUGAGGACUUGGGUUCCUUCGUACCAUUGCACAAACCGGCAGGGGAAAAUCCAAAAACAGCACACUGCACAGAAGUGUUUGAAUAAUAGCAGUUUUCUGAACACAAGUUGCAUACACUAGCACAAGUUAUCAUACCAGCAGCAAGAGCCCUUUCCUCCACCUGUCAGAGGUGGAAGGAUAAUUACAGAUGUGAUAAAGAUACCAGUGUCCUCGUUACAAACCCAUUUUUCCCCUUGCUGUUUAGAAAAUAUUUAUGGCACCACCUGUAGCUGUGCAUCUACCUAGGCUAAGUGAAAACAUUUUAAUUUCACAGAAUACAUUGCCUCUGCUAAAUGUGAAUAGCUAUUUUCCCUGCUAGCAUCAGCUGAUAAUCUUUAGCUCUCCUGCCCUCCAUAAAUUUAGAUCGUUCAAACAAAAAUUCCUACGCAAUGCAGGCUUCACAAAGGUACUGCCUGAAACACCAAACAAUAGCAGUGUGCAUGGUUAUUCAAAUUAUGACAAAACCUAUUGCAUGAACAGGAGUUCCAGAUAAUAGAGAUUCUACAAGACAGUCCCACCACCUAUCAUAUAAUCUGAAUUUGUUUGGAAAUUGGUGAGUAACAUGGUUUAAAUACAACAAAACACACAAACCCAAGCGUGUUAGGGGAAAAAAACCCUCUUAGUUUCUGAAACCAUACAUGCCUUUUUUAAACGUUAACAAAUCGGUGUGUCUAGCAAUAAGGGGCUGGUCUUUAGGGCUGGCCUGAGUAAGCAAAUAGGGUUUAGGUUUACAGCAUGGCAUUUAAACUUUGGCAAGAUAUCUAUUUUCUGAGUUUGCCAAACUGUUUGAGGGUGGAUGGGUGGCCUGUAGGUGAUCUAGUUGCAUAGUCAUGGACAUAACGUUGUUCAGAAUAUUGCAUGCAGAAUUGCAGAUUGACAGGACGCUGCUUACAAUGGGGCCUCUACCUGCUGCUCUCUCAAUUUCCUGGGCUAUUCUUGCUACCCAACAUGUGCAUCUCUGUCAUGGGGAAACUGUGGGCCUUCAGAUGCUGCUCCCAUCCUCCCUGACUAUUGAUUGUGCUUGCUGGGGCUGAGAGAGACAAGUUCACCAUCUUGGAACGCCAUUGACUCAUGUUCCCCACCUGCCGAUGGUGGUGGACUCAAGUCCUUAUCAACCCAGCAAGCAUGGGCAAGGAUGAUGGGAGCUGUAGUCCAGCAGCAUCUGAAGGCCCACUGCUCCCCUACUCACACCCACACCAUAAUUCUCCCAAGAGAAUUAUAUCAUUGUAUGACAUUCUGUGCCCCAGCCAGAGUUAUGUAAGUGGCCUGCUUGUUAUAAUUAAUCUAUGUGCAAAUACCCUAUCCUAUUUGCAGGCAAAGAAAUUGAGGGCAUUUCACUUUAUUUCUCCAGGAGGGAGAGGUUCUAGCAGUUUCUUGGAGAUGGGGGGGGGAUUACCAUUAGCAGUGGCAAAAGCAUCCUUUUUUUGUUGUUGCCUGCCAGUACAGGUGGUAGCAGAUUCCACAUUCUCCACAAUGCCCCAGCCCUAGCCCUUCAAGGAUAUUGUAGGGGUGGUGGAAAUGAAAGCUACUCAAACAAAUGAUAGACAAUAUCUGGGGGGAAUUCUGCAAGGUGGCACUCCAUUUCUAAGUGGUGGCGAGAAAUUUUUUUUAAUCAGAAGCCAUUUUUCAGAAGAAAAAUCUAACUCUGUGCUCAAAUUUCAAAGGGAAGCCAGUUGCUAAACUUAAUACAUUCCUUGUGAGAUCAGACUUCUUGAGGUUGGGUUGCAUGUUUUUGUCCUUGGUAGGUUGAGGAAGUCAGGAAUAAGGGUUUUCCUUGUAGGAAGUCUAUUGCUGCCUUUGCUGGCUUACUCUUUGGAGCCAUGAAUUAAAACAGUUCAGUUAAACUGCUGGGGUGUACAGCUUGUCCAGCGUUUCUGUAAGCAAAAUAUCUGAUAGAACAAGGUUUUUUAAAAAAAGUUUGGUCGAGUAAGAAUUGUGGAUAAUAGAGGACAGGAUAGUAUGGGAAAACCAAUGGGUUUGAGGAUGUUAUACUGCUGGCUGUGUGGCAGUGGCAGUGUGGUAGUGUCAAUGUGGUAGCAAGGGUUUUGCAGUAUUGGUCACCGUUCAAUGAUUUCUAAUCACUUUAUAGUUCAAAUAAAGCCUGUGGUUCCGUAUUUCCUUUAGGAUAUUAGGAAACUUAGAAAAAAACCCUUCAAUCUGGUGGUAUAUGGUUCUCAGUGAGAAUAUCUUCCAGUUGUUCACUUCAGACAUAUUUUAUACUUGCAUUAGGGGAGAAUACAGCUUGGGCUGGAAAAACCUGUCAUCCUUGUCAAUUUUUGUCUUAGCUUAAGUAGUAAAUAAAAUGUCAAACCUCUUCAGUAUGAAAGAACAAAAAGCAAACAUCUUUGAGAUUAAUUGCCCCCCCCAUCCUCCUGAAUAUUAAAAAGCUGGGCCUUCAUCCAUUUAUUUCAUUGCUCAAAUACUCCCCUUCCCCAAGCAUAGAACACACUGUUGAAACUUUCUGAAUUAAUUUUUCUCCACCCCGAGUUUAGCCAUCCUCCCUAAAUCAUAGUUGCUGUUUUCCAAUCUCGAUCUUGAUUUUCUUUAUGGGUCAUUUUAGGACACAUAAUGGCAUCAUUUUUACAGAUUAGACCUGUGAGGGUUCCAAGUCUAGGGCUACAUUGAACUGACUGGUUGAUGCCUUGUAUUGGUACAUAAAUAUACGUAUCCAGAGGGUUGAAAAAGUGUUAACUUGACAGAUGAAAAUCAUGGUUUUGAAAGUUAAAAAGAAAAAAUGGCUCCUGUCAUGACCUUGAAAGUAUGAAAAAGGGACAAUGGAGUUUAGAGGACCCCACAAUUCCCUUUUAAGUUUCAUGGGGGUGGGGAAACGGGUGGGGGUGGGAAAGGAGUGAGAUCGCUGUAUGAUCAUCCUAGCUUAGCUACCUGUCUGUGACUGUCCAUAUUGUACUUGUGUGUUUUAACAACUGGUUUACACUGACUGUUGCUGUAAAAGUG
Molecule: messenger RNA, 6693 nt
Organism: Rhineura floridana
Lineage: Eukaryota; Metazoa; Chordata; Lepidosauria; Squamata; Rhineuridae
Gene: MAPT
Product: microtubule associated protein tau
Exons: 17
Coding region: 389-2134 (581 amino acids)
Biological process (GO): microtubule cytoskeleton organization; neuron projection development
Cellular component (GO): neuron projection
Molecular function (GO): microtubule binding
Source: RefSeq, a predicted model, not a curated record